This is a messenger RNA of Kwoniella shivajii, 765 nucleotides long. RefSeq lists its product as uncharacterized. The record is from RefSeq and is a predicted model, not a curated record. Bases 1 to 765 code for a protein of 254 amino acids. NCBI's taxonomy places the organism in Eukaryota, Fungi, Basidiomycota, Tremellomycetes, Tremellales, Cryptococcaceae. The transcript has a single exon.
AUGGAUCCCAAUCCUGCUCCUAACAGGGUCCCCAAUCAAGAUCCACUGACAUUCUCUGGCCAGGUGAUCAGCUAUCGCGCUCCGGUAGAGUUAGAAAUCCGAAAAGACGAGGACAACGUAUGGGGAGAUGGCCGAGAGGAAUGGGUUGUUCAAGACAUCGAGGGACUCGAUGGAGAAUCUUUCCCUUCUGCCCUCUCCGCAUGGAAAGGGCAAGAACUGCCUUCUCAUUAUUAUGAUAGCGAGUCACUUGACCCUUUUCAAUUGUACAACGUUCCCGCCGCCAAAGAUGGAUCCAAUGCCUCCACUUUCUCUUUUGGUGGUGCCUCACUUCAGCCGUCCACUAUCCUCACCAAGAGAUAUGAUCUCGAUUGGGAUGAAUCAGCUCCUCCUAUCAACACGUUCUCCCGACAUGUCACCUUGUUCGUCCCAACCCGCUCCAACAGUAACGUGCACGAUGUCUACUCCGGGACUGCAUCGGUGCAGCCAGACCUUCAGCACCUUGGGGGAGAUGGGUAUGCGACACGAGGAGAAAUUUGUGUCGCCGCGCCCAAGCGGUUUGAUCCAGUGCAAACAAUCUCCGUUACUACUGGCACUGUCCGAGGUGAAACCUCCUUUAAUGACAAAGGAGAGGGAGCUUAUGUUGAGAUUCUGCCAAGCGACUACAAGCAUUGGUUAGCACUCGUCGCUAGUACAAGAGUACCCUUGACCGUUAAUGGGACUCUUACGGUCUUCGAAUCUAUGCCUGAUUCUACUACGUAUGUGUAG